AUGAUUGGAAGCGGUCUUCUCUUCAUCUACCUAUUAUAUCCUGCUCAAAGCCAUGCAUUAAUCAUAUGUACCGUUGACUCGCCAGAUACUUGGUACGACUACUUCAGGUCGGUAUUGGAAGCUUUUGAAAAGAUAUCUCCAGGCUGUACAGACGGCAUGGCCGCAUCCAUUCCAAACAACUGGUCUCGGGGCAAAACGGUGUACUUUUAUUCUUUUUUCGGGUUUUUCAAAGCUGAUAUAACAGCUUCCAUUCGUCUACUUGGCUAUCUGGGAAAGCCUCCACUUCAUCGGAUCAUGCAUGAUAUCGUAUCGGUGAUGAUGGAGGAGCAAGUUCCUGGGAAGCAAAAGAGUCGGUACUUUGCCUCUUCGUGGAUGAAGCAAUUCAACCGAGCUUAUAACAAAUGUAAACAUGUUCUUGAAGUGUACAAAAAGGACUUGAUGAAUUUUAAUGAGGGAGAGGAUAUUGAUGGGAAUGCUAUUGAAGUAUUCACAGCUCUUGAAACUAAGAUACGUGAUGCUAGAAAGGAAACGGUGUUCCUCAGAUUUGUAUUUGCUUUGCUAUUUUUGAACUUCUUGUGGUUCUGGUCCUCCUUGGAUCUUUACGUGAUCAAUGUGCUGCUCCUUGUCCUGACUCUAGUCUACUUGACUUGUUUUUAUGUGCAAAAGGGAAGGAUCCCUGCUUCCAAGGUUGGGCUUCUUAACAUGACAGAAGGUAGAUACAAUCAUCGUUUUCUUAUUGUUCGCAUAGUAUGUCUUCAGGCCCUUGCCACUGUGAUAAGGAUUUAUCGCUUUUACUAUGAAGAUUCCGGCAGCUUUUUUUAUUGA
Molecule: messenger RNA, 825 nt
Organism: Candidozyma haemuli
Lineage: Eukaryota; Fungi; Ascomycota; Pichiomycetes; Serinales; Metschnikowiaceae
Exons: 1
Coding region: 1-825 (274 amino acids)
Source: RefSeq, a predicted model, not a curated record